AUGCCUGACCUUGCCAGGGACUGGAGGCGUAGGGGAGCCAUUGGGGGUAAGGACCCAGGUGAUGAGCAACCCUCGGAGAGGCAGAGACGAUUCUCCUCUGAGAUCCAGAACCCAGACAGCGCAGAGACAGACAGUGAACUGACAGUGGCCCCCACGCCUGAACAGCCUGAGGGAGGGGUCCACUUUGUGAGCACAGCCCCAACCCUGAAACUGCUCAACCAUCACCCGCUGCUGGUGGAGUUUCUGCAGGAUACCGACGCAAAAGAGGAGGAGCUGAAGCCUGUUCCCUUCCCAAAUCGGAGGGUGGUCCCCUUCCAGCCUGAUGCACCAGCACUCUUCAUCCCCAGCCCUCUGGCCCAUCUGGCCCACCAAGACGACCGUCCCCUCUUUACCAAUCCCACCCCUGCCAUGGCUCUGGGCCCCACGUACAACCCGGGGAGGGACAGGGCCCAGAGUCCAGAGCCUGCGUGGCCCACUCUGCCCAUUACAACGGCCCCCCAGCCAGGGCCGGGAGUAGCUGUCCCAUCGUUGGCCCGGGCUGAAGUGCCCGUGACAGCCCCUUCCCGAAGUACGUGGAUGGUGACCCACGACAUGCCCAUGGACUUGGCCCAGCCGUGGGUCCCAGAGGUCGUGCCCCCUCAGGCCAGAGAACCAGGGGCAGGGAUUCCUGCCACCACUACUGCUUCGGGGGACGACGAGGAAACUACCACCACCACCAUCAUCACGACGACCACCAUCACCACCGUGCAGCCGCCAGCUCCUUGUAGCUGGAAUUUCACAAGGCCUCAGGGCUCUCUGAACUCUCCAGAAGGACCCAGUUCAUCGGAUGACAACAGCCUGGAUUGUUUCUACUAUAUCACGGUCUAUCCUGGCUAUGGUGUAGAGAUUAAGGUCCAGAACAUAAGCCUGCUGGAGGGUGAGACAGUGACGGUUGAAGGUAUGGGAGGCCCUGAGCCAUUGCCCCUGGCCAACCAAUCAUUCCUGCUCCCAGGCCAGGUCAUUCGAAGCCCCACCAACCAGGUGGCCAUGAGGUUCCAGAGCCUCCUGCCAUCCUCAGGACCUGGGACCUUCCACUUCCGAUACCAAGCUUACCUGCUGAGUUGCAGCUUUCCUCAGCGCCCAGCCUAUGGGGACGUGGCCGUCACGAGUCUUCACCCUGGUGGCAAAGCCCGCUUCCACUGUACAACCGGCUACCAGCUGCAGGGUGCCAGAGUCCUCACUUGUCUCAAUGCCACCCGGCCCUUCUGGGACUCCCGGGAGCCCACCUGCAUCGCUGCAUGUGGAGGGGUGAUCCGGAAUGCCACGACCGGCCGCAUUGUGUCCCCCGGCUUCCCGGGGAACUACAGUAACAACCUCACCUGUCACUGGCUCCUGGAGGCUCCGACAGGGCAACGUUUACACCUCCACUUUGAGAAGGUCUCCCUGGCAGAGGAUGACGACAGACUCAUCAUCCGAAAUGGAGAUACGCUAGAGGCUCCCCCUGUGUACGACUCCUACGAGGUUGAAUAUCUACCCAUUGAGGGCUUGCUCAGUGCCAGCCGCCAUUUCUUCGUGGAGCUCACUACAGACAGCAGUGGGGCGGCAGCAGGAGUGGCACUGCGCUAUGAGGCCUUUCAACAGGGCCACUGUUAUGAGCCCUUCGUGAAAUACGGCAACUUCAGCAGCAGCGCCGCCUCCUACCCCGUGGGCACCACCGUGGAGUUCAGCUGCGACCCCGGCUAUACCCUGGAACAGGGAUCCAUCAUCAUCGAGUGCGUUGACCCCCAUGACCCCCAGUGGAAUGAGACUGAGCCUGCCUGUCGAGCUGUGUGCAGCGGGGAGAUCACAGACUCCGCUGGCGUGGUGCUGUCACCCAACUGGCCGGAGCCCUAUGGCAAGGGACAGGACUGCAUCUGGGGUCUGCACGUGGAGGAGGAUAAACGUAUCAUGCUGGAUAUCCGUGUGCUUCGGAUCGGCCAAGGAGACGUGCUGACCUUCUACGACGGGGAUGAUCUAACUGCCCGGGUGCUGGGACAGUACUCGGGAACCCACAGACACUUCAAGCUGUUCACCUCCAUGGCAGACGUCACCAUCCAGUUCCAGUCAGACCCCGGGGCCUCUGCCGUGGGCUACCAGCAGGGGUUUGUCAUCCACUUCUUUGAGGUGCCCCGCAAUGACACGUGCCCAGAGCUGCCCGAGAUCCCCAAUGGCUGGAAGAGCCCAUCCCAACCCGAGCUGGUCCAUGGCACUGUGGUCACCUUCCAGUGCUACCCUGGCUUUGAAGUCACUGGAGUCAACACCCUCAUGUGCCAAUGGGAUCUCACCUGGAGUGAAGACCUGCCCACCUGUCAGAGGGUAACUUCGUGCCACGACCCCGGGGAUGUGGAUCAUAGCCGUCGGCUCAUCUCCAGCCCCAAGUUUCCAGUGGGUGCCACCGUGCAGUAUAUCUGUGACAAGGGCUACGUGCUGACAGGAAGUGCCAUCCUUAGCUGCCAUGACCGCCAGGCAGGCAGCCCCAAGUGGAGUGACCGAGCCCCCAAAUGCCUCCUGGAACAGUACAAGCCAUGCCAUGGUCCUGGAACCCCUGAAAAUGGUGUCCGCAGCCCUGAGAAGCGGCUGUACCCACCAGGCGCCACUCUCCACUUCUCCUGUGCCCCUGGUUACGUGCUGCAGGGAGAGGCCAGCAUCAAGUGCGUGCCUGGACAUCCUUCACAAUGGAGUGACCACCCACCCACCUGCAAGGCUGCCUCUCUGGAGGAGUUCUACAGUGGUCGCAGCUUGGAUGUUGCCAAGGCCCCCACUACCACAAACUCUCUGGAUGCCGCUCACGUGGCAGCUGCCAUCUUCCUGCCUCUGGUGGCUAUGGCAUUGCUGAUGGGAGGCAUUUACCUCUACUUCUCUAGGGUCCAAAGGAAAAGUCCACUGCAGCUGCCUCUGGCUCAGCCCCGUCUCUAUGACCACAUCACUGUGGAGUCUGCUUUUGAUAAUCCUACCUACGAGACUGGAGAGACGAGGGAAUAUGAGGUCUCCAUUUAG
Messenger RNA from Vombatus ursinus (common wombat), 3015 nucleotides. It is a transcript of the gene SEZ6, whose product is annotated as seizure related 6 homolog. The record is from RefSeq and is a predicted model, not a curated record. The transcript has 17 exons. Lineage: Eukaryota; Metazoa; Chordata; Mammalia; Diprotodontia; Vombatidae. The coding region runs from base 1 to 3015 and encodes 1004 amino acids. Gene Ontology annotation, cellular component: neuronal cell body; dendritic shaft; endoplasmic reticulum. Gene Ontology annotation, biological process: regulation of dendrite development; synapse maturation.